Otolemur garnettii (small-eared galago) is the source of this 4118-nucleotide messenger RNA. RefSeq names its product synapse defective Rho GTPase homolog 2 (gene SYDE2). Gene Ontology annotation, biological process: signal transduction. Bases 552 to 4016 code for a protein of 1154 amino acids. The record is from RefSeq and is a predicted model, not a curated record. Lineage: Eukaryota; Metazoa; Chordata; Mammalia; Primates; Galagidae. The transcript is spliced from 6 exons.
CGCUGUCCAGGCUCCGAGGAAGGCGGGGUCCCCGCGGCGCCGGGGGGCUCGGGCUCCGGACGGCUGCCGCAGCUACGGUGGCGACCUCCUCAGUGGCCGCGGGAGACGCCUGGGGUGGUCCGGACUGCCCCGGACGCGAGCGCACCGGGGAAGCCGGACCGAGGCCGACGCAGCCCCCGCCGUCACCUGGGGCGUGGAGCCCCGCAGCGCGGGGUUCCGGAGGCCGCCCGGGGCAGUCAGGGGCGCUCGGGCCUCGGCCGCGCGGCGGGCAGAAGGCCGCCCCCGGGGGUCACGGGCGGGUUCGCGCCUCUCUGCACGCCGCUCGGAGCUCCCGGGAGGAGGAGGAGGACGCCGAGGACCCCGACGCCGACUACUACGAGAACCUCCCCGGCAGCUCUCCGCCCGAGCCCUCACCCGAGGGGGCGGAGGCGCUGGAGCGGCCCCCGCCUCUCCCCGCGGCGGGCUCCUCCCCGGGGGCGGAGGGCGGCCGCCUGGAGACGGGCAGGCUGCGGACCCAGUUGCGAGAGGCCUAUUAUCUGCUGAUCCAGGCCAUGCACGACCUGCCCCCUGACUCCAGCGUGCGGCGGGGUGGUGGGGGCUUGGCCGAGCACGGCUGCCCGGCGGGAGUCUGGGCUUCGGGCCAGCCGUCUCACCCCGGCGGCGCUGCGGACCGCCAAGCCUGCCCUGGAGACUGGGAGUGGGGAGGCGGCGACCGCCCGAGGCGGCAGGUGUCCCCGCCCCGUUCCCCUCGGAGGGAGUCGGAGGCAGGCCGUCUGGGGACUUCUCGGAUGCGUCUGCAGUGCAGUCGAAGCCUCGACAGCCUCCGAGUGGAUGCCAAGCCGCCUCCCUUCCAGCGGUGGCCGAGCGACAGCUGGAUCAGGUGUGGCGCGCGCCAGGACUGGGACGAACCCCCGCCACGUGGAGGCGGGAUGGACCGCUGGCGCGGGGGCAGCGCCCGGGCUGUGGCGCCCGCUGGCCUUCUGCCUCCGGGCUCCAAGGGCCGCGGCCGCUCCUCGGGAUCCCCUUUUGGGGAUCCAGCGGGGUCCUCUGUCUUACGCUGCGGCAAAGGUGACCGCCAGGAGGGGCCCCUCAAGCCUCCUGCAGUGACAGUCAAGAAACUGCAGAAGUGGAUGUACAAAGGCCGCCUGCUGUCCCUAGGAAUGAAGGGUAGUGGCCGUGGGACAUCCCCCAAAGUCACCGGAGCGCAGGCUUCCUCCCCACAUCUGGGCGCUCUGAAAGUACAUGAAAACCGAGUCCUCUCUGUGCCACCAGACCAGAGAAUUACGUUCACAGAUUUAUUUGAAAAUGUCUAUGAGUCUUCAAUGAAGAGACGAGAACUUAAAGAUCUGAAGGAUAAUAUUGAAUUCAGUGGUCAAAAGCCACUGAACAGCAUCACUGUCUCGAAGAAACGCAAUUGGUUAUAUCAGAGCACUCUGAGAUCUCUUAAUCUCGAAGGCGAAAAUAAGAAAUGCCAAGACAGAAGUCAGUUAUCCAUCUCACCCGUGUCCCUACCUAAACAUCAGCUAUCGCAACCUUUCUUCAGCUCCUCUGAAGAAUACUGCACAUAUAUGAUGUGUAAUGCUACGAACUCUUCAUUAUCAAGAAACUGUUCUUUAGACUUUAACGAGGAAAAUGAUGCAGAUGAUGAAGGAGAAAUAUGGUACAACCCCAUUCCUGAGGAUGAUGACCUUGGUAUAGCAAGUGCCUUGCGUUUUGGUGAGGCAGACUCUGCUGUUCUGAAGCUUCCUGUUGACAGUUUGAGCACAUUAUCUGGUAGUGACCUGACGAAAGCAGAACAGCAUGCUGAGGACCUGCUGUGCUCUUCCGAACAUGGGAGUGAUAUUCAAGCCAUGCCGUCAAGUGAAGUGAAUCCUGUAGACUCCAUCCAUGCUGAAUUUGUGCAGCAGUACAAGCAAAGGCUAGGACGUAAGACACAAGAAUGUAUGAUGGUGGAGGACAGUCCUGUGUUGAAAUCUCCUUUUGCAGGUCCUGGGAUCCUGGCUGCUACAAAUAGGACUGAAUUGGGAGUUACGGAACCAUCUUCUCCAACCCCUAGCCCUGUGAAAAAAGGCAAUUCAAUUAAUUGGUCUUUGCCAGAUAAAAUAAAAUCUCCACGAACUGUGAGGAAACUUUCCAUGAAAAUGAAAAAGUUGCCAGAAUUUAGCCGAAAGCUGAGUGCUAAGGGAACCCUGAAUUAUAUAAACAGUCCAGAUAAUACUCUGUCCUUAUCUAAAUGUAACUGUCCAGAAAUUCAUCACACUGUUAUUCUCCCUUCUGGGAACACAGCCACAGCUGCUAAGAGGAAUGUUAUAAGCCGGUACCAUCUUGACACCAGUGUAUCUUCUCAGCACAGCUACCAGAAGAAAACCUCUGUGAGUUCGAAGUAUUCCUGUAAAGGUGGUUACCUCAGUGAUGGAGACUCACCGGAACUUAUAACUAAAUCUAGCAAACAUGGAUCCGAAAACAAAUUUGGAAAAGGAAAAGAAAUAAUUUCUAAUAGUUGUAGCAAGAAUGAAAUAGACAUCGAUGCUUUUAGACAUUACAGCUUUUCUGAUCAACCCAAGUGUUCACAGUACAUAUCUGGGCUCAUGAGUGUGCAUUUCUAUGGUGCUGAGGAUUUGAAACCACCCCGGAUAGAUUCAAAAGAUGUCUUCUGUGCAAUUCAGGUAGAUUCAGUAAACAAAGCAAGAACAGCUUUGCUCACAUGUCGGACAACAUUCUUAGACAUGGAUCACACUUUCAACAUAGAAAUUGAAAAUGCACAACAUUUGAAACUAGUAGUAUUCAGUUGGGAACCCACACCGAGAAAAAAUAGAGUUUGUUGUCAUGGAACUGUUGUUCUUCCCACCUUAUUCAGAGUAACAAAGACGCAUCAAUUGGCUGUCAAACUUGAGCCCAGAGGUCUUAUUUAUGUGAAAGUGACUCUUAUGGAGCAGUGGGAGAAUUCUCUUAAUGGGCUAGAUAUAAACUGUGAACCAGUAAUGUUUGGAGUUGAUAUUCGAAAAGUUGUAGAGAAAGAAAAUGUAGGAUUGACGGUGCCACUCCUGAUACAGAAAUGUAUUACGGAAAUUGAAAAGAGAGGCUGUCAGGUAUUAUUUCACUAUGUUUCUCUACUACCUCCUCUGUUGUCCCCAACUGCCUCUGAUUUGUUUACUAAAGGUGUUCUUAAGGAUUAUUUAAGAGAACUUCCUUCUCCUCUGAUAACAAAGCAGCUUUAUGAGGCUGUGUUAGAUGCAAUGGCAAAAAGUCCUUUGAAGAUGUCAUCCAGUGGUUGUGAGAAUGACCCCAGUGACUCUAAGUUUGCUGUUGACCUGCUAGAUUGUCUGCCAGAGAUUGAGAAGGUAAGCAUGAUUGGCCAGAAUUUGGCUGUGUGCUUUGGACCAGUAUUAUUAAGUCAGAGGCAAGAAACUUCAACCCAUAACAACAGAGUCUUUACUGAUUCAGAAGAACUUGCAAGUGCUUUGGAUUUUAAAAAGCAUAUUGAAGUUCUUCAUUAUUUACUCCAGCUCUGGCCAGUGCAGCGUUUAACUGGCAAAGAAUCAACAGACAAUUUGUUCCCAGAACAGAAAUCUUCUCUGAAUUAUUUAAGGAGGAAGAAAGAACGACCUUACAUGUUAGAUUUGAGUGGUUCUGAUUCAUCAGGAGUUCUUAGACCAAGACAAACCAGAUUAGACAGUCCACUUAGCAAUCGUUAUGCAGGAGAUUGGAGCAGCUGUGGAGAAAACUACUUUUUAAGUACAAGAGAAAACUUAAAUGAUGUGGACUAUGAUGAUGUCCCUUCAGAAGACAGAGAAAAUGGAGAAAACUAUAGCAAAGUGAGUGGACCAGAAAUAAUGAUUAAACAGCCACUUCCCAUGUCCAGAGAAUGCACAUUUCAAACGUAUUUGACAAUGCAGACUAUUGAAUCUACAAUGGAUAGAAAAGUCAAUCUCAAAGAUCUACAAGAAAGUAUUGAUACUUUGAUUGGCAAUCUGGAACGUGAGCUCAACAAAAAUAAGCUUAAUAUGAGUAUUUGAGAUUGAAGGUUUUUAUUUGAUCUUUUAGAAUGCCUUAAAGUUUCAAAUCUGCCUUUCUCACUUUCUUUUCUUAUACCUUCCACAGUGAUGUGUUUUUAUUUU